Molecule: messenger RNA, 3218 nt
Organism: Cuscuta epithymum
Lineage: Eukaryota; Viridiplantae; Streptophyta; Magnoliopsida; Solanales; Convolvulaceae
Source: the annotation of a GenBank genome assembly
CUGGGAGAUUGGGCAUCUCGAAUCAGCCCCUGAGCACUGUAUCCUUUGUGAACUGUUCAGUUGGAGAAAUAAAGCUAUUCCGAUUAUUCCUCUUCAUUCUCUGUCACUUUGCUCUUUGUUUUGGUACCAGAUCUCACGGAUCUAUCAUUGGUAUCAGAGCAUAGCUCUUGGGACUCGGAAGUGACGUGCGACUUCAGCAGAGCAAUCACGCCUGGUGAUCGGAUUUUUUUUGCGCGCGAAUCAAAACCCUGUCGCUCCAUUGGUGAAUGGUCAGAACGCGAGCAAAGAUGGAGCUGCGUAUGGAUGCGAUCGAGCGACGGUUAUCGGAGGUACAGUCGGAAUUCAAGGAAGAGUUGCGUUCAGCAAUAGAUGCGCUGUCAGCAAGCAUGUCGGCUUCAAUGGCCGCCAUGGGUGAACAGUUCAGAUCCAGAGCACGAUCGCGAUCGCCUCCGCAGCAUCGUGUGCGAUCUCCACCUCAACAUCAUGUGCGCUCAUCUAACAGCCCCACGACAUCUGGAGGUAAUCGAAAUCCCUCUCCGAAUCACUUCCGCGUCCAACAUCACAGGGAACCUGAGAAUUAUAAUCGGUUUACUAUUCAAACUGGUCGUAAAAUUGAUCUGCCUAUUUUUACUGGAGAUAGUGCUUAUAACUGGCUUGUAAGGAUGGAGAGGUAUUUCCGAGUAAAUCACAUUCAUGAAGAAGAACAGGUUGAAGCAGCUGUGGUCGCAAUGGAGGGAAGGGCAAUCAACUGGUUCAUUUGGUGGGAGCAUCAGACUGAGAGGAAGAACUGGGAGAGUUUGAAGGCAGCAGUUAUACGUAGGUUCCAACCGGAAUUGAUUCAAAAUCCCUAUGGGCCAAUGCUUAGCUUGAGGCAGACUGGUACUGUUCGGGACUACAGAGAUGAAUUUGAGAUGGUCAUAGCUCCGCAAAUUAAUAUUGAUAUGGAGAUGCUGAAAGGGAUCUUCCUGAAUGGCCUAAGGGCUGAAAUCAAAGCGGAUCUUAAGCUGCAUAGCUCCAGUACUUUGAAUGAGAUUAUGGACACAGCCAUUCUGAUUGAAGACAAAAACGAAGCUAUGUAUGGGAGGAGAAAUGAAGAAGACAGACUGACUUUGAAGGAGAAGGGACCUACUAUUGCAAAACCUCAGACAUGGGGGGAUGGAUUUAGAGCAAAAAUAGGGAGCUCUGGUUCCAACAAUAAUGGCAAAGGUGCAGCUGAAAGCAGGGAUUUCAAUUCAUGGUUUGAGAGAAUGGAGAAGAAGAUCACUGACAUGCAAUCUUCAGGGAUCAGAAAGGUAGCACCUCAGUUAUCUCACGAAGAACUUCAGGAAAGAAGCAGGAAGGGGCUGUGUUUUAAGUGCGGAGAGAAGUGGAAUAAAGAGCAUACCUGCAAGCUGAGGCACUAUAAGAUGAUGUUAGUAGAAGACUCGGAUGCUGAAGAAGAAACAGAUUCUGAAGAACCUGAAAUUCCAGUAGAAGAAGUGGUGUUGGAAUCAAAAUCCAUGCAAUUAUCUCGUAUGAGCAGAGAGAGGAUACCUACCCUGAGGGCCUUCACAGUUAAGGGGCUUUUAAAAGGGAAUCAGGGAGAAAGGCAGGUGGAUAUCCUUAUUGAUUGCGGGUCAACUCACAAUUUUGUUUCUCAGAAGCUGAUCACAGAAAUGCAAUUGCCUUUCCAGCAGUUAGGAGAAUUCCAGGUGGAACUAGGCAAUGGAGAACGUGUAAGGAACAAUGGAAGAUGUGAAAAGCUACAAAUUAAAGUGCAAGACGUGAUGAUUAAGCAAGACUUCUAUGUCUUGGAUCUCGGAGGAUCAAACUUAAUCCUGGGACUGGAAUGGUUGGCACAACUGGGAAGAGUGAAGUUUGACUUCCAGAAGUUGACUAUGGAAUGGAAAGAUGGAGAACACCGAAGGAGGUGGCUAGGGGAUGCUGUACAGAUACUGCCAGGGGGUGCGGAUGAUGAGCAUCAUAAAGGUAAACAUCCGUAUGAAACCAUAACAUCUGCUGUACCACAAUCAGCUAGACAUAAUCCUGAUAGAUAUAUGCCAGACACAGCCAGUGAUGUUAUUAAUGAGGCAGGGUUAAGAAAGUUGAUCAUGAAGCCUGAUUUGAAGGUUGACCAGUUUUUGGUUCUGGGUAUGGAAGGCUUUAAUGGGGUACUUUCUGCAAUUCGGGACGCCUCGAAUUCUGGACUGAAAUGGAUUGAAGAGUUCUCUCUUGGUAGCAAGGUUGAAGAAAUUGUCCCAGACUUGGUGCAUUGGCCGUUAGAUACUCUGAAAUCUGAGUGUAAUGGAGUUACACAUGGCCUGAGAUGGAGGUUGGGAGAUGGUACACAGAUGCAGUUGCUGGAAGUCUUUAACCUCAGCAACAUCAUGCAGCAGGAUGCAAAACAGUCCUUGUCUUUGCUCUCUCUUGCUAUGUUUUUUCUGGCAAUGGAAGGAGUGAAGUUGAAGGUCCAAAUCAGGAAGCUAGGGAAACAGAAAGCAGUAAAGUACUGGGAAGGGAGGGGCGCAAGAAUGAAGGUCAAUAUGAAGAUCAAGGCUGACUCCUAUCACCCACCUUGAGGACAAGGUGGUUGUUUAGGGGAGGAGUAGUGAUAGGAAUAAAUAAUGAUUGGGCCUAUUCUAUAAAUAAUUAGUGGGCCUAUUCUAUAAAGAGUAUAAUAGAAAGGAUAAGAAGUCUAUUAUUGUUAUUAGUUCCUUUUAUCCCUGCGUGGAGAAGGACUAUAAAUAGAAGAGUCAACUAAAAGAAGGGUAGGUUUUAUUUUGGAUUGGACUGUACUGGGAGAUUGGGCAUCUCGAAUCAGCCCCUGAGCACUGUAUCCUUUGUGAACUGUUCAGUUGGAGAAAUAAAGCUAUUCCGAUUAUUCCUCUUCAUUCUCUGUCACUUUGCUCUUUGUUUUGGUACCAGAUCUCACGGAUCUAUCACGCCACCCCCAUUCUAGAUCUAGAUCUGAAAACACAUAUUUACCUCUUCAAACCCCCACAAUAGGAAAGAAAUUGAAGAAUGAGAAGAAGAUGGGCGUGGGCAUGGAGAUGGCAACAGAAGGAGAAGAUCGGCGUGAUGGCAGGCACGUUCGAUGGAGAUAGGAGAUGGCCAACCAGGACAGGCGAUGGGUGACGGGCGACAGGCGAUGAAGACAGCCGUGGCAGCGGAAGAGAUGGAGGCUGUUGCGCAUCCGGAAGUGUUGUUCUUUGCUUAGUGCUCUCAGGGAUGGAUUUAGG